CACGCGCCCAUUAAUUUAUUACGAGGUUCGAUGAGGGAAAUGAUGAAAAGCAUCUCUCGGUUUAUAUGAAUUGUCAGUUUACGCGUGCGUCUCACACCGAAUAUAAAAUGCGAUACGGCACAAUCUACACGCGAUUGUCCAGGGAACAAUUCGAUAACGUGUCACGUCGAGAUUAGGGGAGCCGUUCGUGUAACCCUUACAAAGUAUGAGCAGAAAAUACUUACUGCCGUGGAGCGCGAGACUGACAGAGUAAUAUCGAAUAGGAUAAAAUAUACGCAUUCCGCAUUUUGUGUUCUAUAUGAUUAGCAAGGAGGAAGCACGCAUGAUUGAAUAAAUGUAGUUACAAACUAAAAGGCAAAUUGUAAUGAAUAAGAUUUAAAAAACGUACAACAUUUUGCGUUUAGUUUGCAUUUAGUCACGAAACUUUAAUGUUAAAGUGACAUGAAGCAGAUAAAAGUAUGCUUAUAACAGAAUAUCAUCUAUACAUGGUAAAAGGAUAUGACUUGUCAUGAUAUCAUCCUUUCGCCUAGUCAAAUGCAAGAUUUGAUAGUACACUUAUAUCACUGUUCUGUAAAUGUAACUUAAACAAUAGGUAAUAACUCGGUAAAGUUAUUAUUGCAACAAACCUGUGGGAAUGGGCAAUUGUUUGUGUAAAAAUUCUCCAGAGCUUGAGACAUAUGGCAGUAAUAAUCAUGGACAAACUCAAAAUACCAUAAUACCAGAACCAAACAUAAGUUUGGUUUCAUCUAGCGAUUCAGCAUCUACUUUUAAGUUUCCUACAUCGGCAAACAUUGACAAACUUGUAUUAGAGACACUUGGAAGUCUUGAUACUCUGGUAGAUAACGAUCAUGAACCACCACCAGCAAUGUUAAAAUUAAAUGCUAUUGCGGACAAGGAAGAUGGUUGGAUACAAGUAGUUAGCUCUAUGGUCAAUGUUAUUCCAAUGCACAAUCCAUUAGGACCUUCUGUUAUAAUAUUACUAUUAGACGAUUGCCCUUUACCUUCAAAGGACUCUGUGCUACGAUUAUCACACAUGUUUCAACUAUUUCAAAGACUUGGACAAAUACAAAUUACAGCAACACAGCAACGCAAUAUAUGUGUCGUACUUGGUUGCAUCGCAGAGAAACUUGCUGGUCCUAGUAGUAUAGCAAUAUUAUCUGAUGCCACUUUAGAUUACCUUGUUUCAAACUUGCGAGAAAAUAUUGAACCUUAUGUGAUGUUAUAUUCUUUAAUAGCACUAGAAAAAUUUGCACAAACAAGUGAAAAUAAGGUAACCAUUAAGAAACGCCUUAUGUCAGAAAAACAAAAUCCAUUAUUAGAAUUGGAGAAAUGGGCCACAGAAACACAUUAUGUACGUCGUCAAGUUGGUUUCUGUGCACAGUGGUGUUUAGAUAACUUAUUCUUGAUGGAAGGUAGAAAAUAUUCUCACGACUUGGUCGAUGUGACGGGUAUUAAUGCAAUGUUAAAUACAAAGGAUGUAAGCGAGUACCUGAAAAUAUCACCCAAUGGUUUGGAGGCACGAUGUGAUGCCUAUUCAUUUGAAAGUGUACGAUGCACAUUUCAAGUAGAUUCAGGCAUAUGGUAUUAUGAGACAUUAAUAAUAACUACAGGAGUGAUGCAAAUCGGAUGGGCUACAAAGGAUAGCACAUUUUUAAAUCAUGAGGGAUAUGGUAUAGGAGAUGAUGAAUUUUCUUUGGCCUACGAUGGCUGUCGCAGACUGAUUUGGUAUAAUGCACGAAGUGAAAAAUUUCAUGACAGACCAUGUUGGAAAUCUGGUGAUAUUUUAGGUUGCUUAUUGGAUUUAAAUAAACUAGAGAUAAUAUUUUCAAUCAAUGGUAUACCUCUUAAACCAUGCAUUCAAGUAUUUAAAACAGUAAGGUCUGGAUUUUUUGCAGCAGCUAGUUUUAUGUCAUUCCAACAAUGCCUAUUUAACUUUGGAAAUGCACCUUUUAAAUAUCCGCCUACAGAUCGAGAAUUUCAGAAAUUUAACGAUUAUGCUACAUUGAAACCAGAAGAUAAAAUCAUACUUCCCAGACACAUAUAUUUAGACCAAUUGAGAAGACUUAGUGUUAGGGAAGAUUCCUGUACAUUAUGUUUUGACCAGAGGGCAUCAGUAAGGUUACUGCCAUGUAACCAUAGAGGAUUUUGCCAAAGGUGUUCGAAACAGUUGAUUGAGUGCCCAAUGUGUAGAGCUACUAUUGAAGAAGUAGUCUCAGAUAACAUAUGACAUCAAUCAUAUCAUAUCAAUAUUUUCUUUCAUUACUUCUCUUAUAUCAUGCAAUUUUCAUGGCAUUGUCUCGAAAUAAUAAUUAUACUAAACAAUUUGUGCUACAUAUUGCAUACAGUUAUCACGUGUCAUAUAAUAUUUUUCUUGCAAUACAAUGCAUUAAUAAAUAAAAAGGAUUACAAAUUAAUUGUAGAUGAAGGAAUUCUAUGAUGAUAUAUUACAAAAAAGAUUUGAACAAGUUUUUAUUCUAAAAGUCAAAAGACUCUAAGCAUAAACAAAUAUUUUACUGAAACAAAACAUUCUCUUUGAAACACUUUUCCAUACUUCUCCAUACUUUUUCUACUAUAUAGAUUUAUAGAAAAGUAUUGUUUUAAAUAUGAUUAUCUUCAAGAUAUUAAAAUAAUGUAUAUAAUUGAAUAUACAUUAUAUAAAUAUGACUAAUGAAGAGAGAAGCAAAUAAAUGAAAGAAAACAAUUAGAAAUGAAUAAAAGAAGAGCAUAAAUCAGAGAGAACAGGAGAGCCAAUCCUCCUAACUUUAUUUAACAAAAGUUUUGCUUCUAGGCACUUUCAAAUUAUUUUUAAUAAUUUGAAAGCCUAUAUUUUAAUAAUGACUGAAUUAUUCAAUUUUUUUUUAAAGAGAUUAUUUGUGUUCACUCUUUUUUUCUCUAAUUUAAUAAUUUUUUCUAUAUCUUAGAAUUAUAUGCAAAAAGUUCAGAUUAUUUGCAAACUAUUUAAAUUCCUAUUUUAUAAGUUAUGCAUAAAUAAACAUAACUAUAGCGAUGUAAUGUAAAUUUAUCUUUAAAAAAUUGUGAAAUACUGAUAUAGUAUAUAUUACGCUAAGAUAACACAUACAUUCGCAUACAUACACAUAUAUUAUAUUCUUGGGAUGAUAUAAAAGAAAAUUAAUGUUUUAUCAUAUACAU
Cataglyphis hispanica is the source of this 3150-nucleotide messenger RNA. Its product is annotated as RING finger and SPRY domain-containing protein 1-like. Bases 635 to 2227 code for a protein of 530 amino acids. NCBI's taxonomy places the organism in Eukaryota, Metazoa, Arthropoda, Insecta, Hymenoptera, Formicidae. The record is from RefSeq and is a predicted model, not a curated record. Gene Ontology annotation, cellular component: cytoplasm. The transcript is spliced from 12 exons. Gene Ontology annotation, molecular function: ubiquitin-protein transferase activity; protein binding.